AGUCUGGCCCGAGUUAGCUAGAGCUGUUGCCAUGACAAGCAUUUUCUUAAGAAAGCUCUGCUGUUGAGAUUGUCCAACGCUGGGGGCUGGGAGGGGGGCACGAACUUCCUGGGGAACCAUCCUCUGAAGAGAGCAAGAUCAGAGACACCCGUCUAGCUCUCCUGCACCCUUUUUCUUUCAGGAACCUGAGAGGUCCUUCCCAUUGGAAGGGCAGGGGGAGGAGACCCAGCCCACUCCCCGGCCUUAGCCGGAGAGGCAAGAGAGCAAAGCCAGCGUCUCCAGCUUGGUUGCCACACUGGGGAGUCUGGUGGGUGGUCACCCCACCCAACCCCCAUCCAUGGAAACCCAGAGGGAGAGUCCCGCUUGGAGAAACCUGGAUCUUUGCUAGAAAGAGAGAAUAUGGAAAGCCACAGCAGCCCCAAGACAGACAGUCUAUGUAGUCCAAGGGAGUGCAUAUACGAAAUACUUGAAUGCUGCUGCCGGAGGGCUGCGUCCUGUCUGCGGCCUAGAAGCUUCCUGCCGCAGCUCUGAGGAGUGAGAAGCAGUUAUCCUUGCUAACUCUUAUCCUGAGUGAACGGGGCCACGAGAGGCUGCCAGUACCCCUUUUGUUAAACAACAGACCUUCCAGAUGGCGUUGUCACUUCCACCUGAAGGUGGCUCUUGUCCUCCUUAAACAACUGAAGGAAAUGAGAUCCAGUUGUCAUCAGUAUCCAGGAAGCUCUCCUCUUCCUCCUCCUGACGCCUCUCUACCACUACAGUUGCUGGUUGUUGCUAAGGUUGCUGCCAUGGUAACAUGCACAUCCUGUUUACACCUUCAUCUGGGCAAGUUGGUCUAAGUAGGAACCUACCUACCCUGGACAACCACUAUCAUCACCACCUGGGGACACCAAUCAACGUGACACGGAGUCCACCUUUCCACUCAGUUCCCCCAUCCUCUUCCUCCUCUCACUGCCAGAUUUCAUACAGAAGAAAGGAUCUAGACUUCGGACAGCUACUCGGGAGCUUAUUGCACAAGAUACAUUCGAUCUGUUCCCUCACUGGGCCCCCAGAGAAGCAGGAAUUAGGAAGAAGUUGAGACAGGAAGGCAGGAGACACUGGUCAAUUGAAGGGAAACACUACAUCUUCUCUGGUUGAAGGGCUUGGUAACAGCAGGCAAAAUGACGAACCCAUCAGACCGUGUCUUGCCUGCCAACUCGAUGGCCGAGAGCCGUGAAGGGGACUUUGGCUGCACAGUAAUGGAACUGAGGAAGCUCAUGGAGCUGCGUUCGAGGGAUGCUCUGACCCAGAUUAACGUCCACUAUGGAGGUGUACAGAAUCUCUGCAGUAGACUGAAAACCUCCCCUGUGGAAGGUCUAUCUGGGAACCCUGCAGAUCUGGAGAAACGUAGGCAGGUGUUCGGACACAACGUGAUCCCCCCCAAAAAGCCCAAGACCUUCUUAGAAUUAGUGUGGGAAGCCCUUCAAGAUGUCACACUCAUCAUCCUGGAGAUUGCAGCCAUCAUCUCCCUGGUCCUGUCCUUUUAUCGCCCUGCUGGUGAAGAAAAUGAACUGUGUGGUCAAGUCGCAACUACCCCAGAAGAUGAAAAUGAGGCACAAGCUGGCUGGAUUGAGGGGGCAGCCAUCCUUUUCUCAGUGAUCAUCGUGGUGUUAGUGACUGCCUUUAAUGAUUGGAGCAAAGAGAAGCAAUUCCGUGGGCUGCAGAACCGCAUUGAACAGGAGCAAAAGUUCUCCAUCAUCCGAAAUGGUCAACUCAUCCAGCUCCCCGUGGCUGAGAUUGUGGUUGGUGAUAUUGCCCAAGUCAAAUACGGUGAUCUGCUGCCUGCAGAUGGGAUCCUGAUCCAAGGGAAUGAUCUGAAGAUUGAUGAGAGCUCUCUGACAGGGGAAUCUGACCAUGUCAAGAAGUCCCUGGACAAAGACCCCAUGUUGCUCUCAGGGACCCAUGUCAUGGAAGGUUCUGGCCGGAUGGUGGUGACGGCUGUUGGUGUCAACUCUCAGACUGGAAUCAUCCUUACUCUCUUGGGGGUCAAUGAGGAUGACGAAGGGGAGAAGAAGAAGAAAGGUAAAAAGCAAGGAGUCCCUGAAAAUCGCAACAAAGCAAAGACCCAAGAUGGAGUGGCCCUGGAAAUCCAGCCACUCAAUAGCCAGGAGGGAAUCGACAAUGAAGAAAAAGACAAGAAGGCAGUCAAGGUGCCUAAAAAGGAGAAGUCAGUGCUGCAGGGCAAGCUGACUCGCCUGGCUGUUCAGAUUGGGAAAGCUGGUCUACUCAUGUCUGCUCUCACAGUUUUCAUCCUGAUUCUAUACUUCGUGAUUGACAACUUUGUGAUAAAUCGCAGACCAUGGCUCCCUGAGUGUACUCCGAUCUACAUCCAGUACUUUGUCAAGUUCUUCAUCAUCGGCGUCACUGUACUGGUGGUGGCUGUGCCAGAGGGGCUGCCUCUGGCUGUCACCAUCUCACUGGCCUACUCUGUGAAGAAAAUGAUGAAAGACAAUAACCUGGUGCGGCACUUGGAUGCUUGUGAGACCAUGGGCAAUGCCACCGCCAUCUGCUCUGAUAAGACAGGCACGUUGACCAUGAACCGCAUGACUGUGGUACAGGCUUAUAUUGGGGGCAUCCAUUACCGUCAAAUCCCAAGCCCUGAUGUCUUCCUGCCCAAAGUCCUGGACCUCAUUGUCAAUGGCAUUUCUAUCAACAGCGCUUAUACCUCCAAGAUUCUGCCUCCAGAGAAGGAGGGAGGCCUGCCUCGGCAGGUGGGCAACAAGACCGAGUGUGCCCUGCUAGGCUUUGUCACAGAUCUGAAGCAGGAUUACCAGGCUGUGCGUAAUGAAGUGCCCGAGGAGAAGCUCUACAAGGUGUACACCUUCAAUUCAGUGCGCAAGUCAAUGAGCACCGUCAUCAGGAAUCCCAGCGGUGGCUUCCGUAUGUACAGCAAGGGCGCCUCUGAGAUCAUCUUGCGCAAGUGUAAUCGAAUCCUGGACCGGAAAGGGGAAGCAGUGCCAUUCAGGAAUAAAGACAGAGAUGAUAUGAUACGCACUGUCAUCGAGCCCAUGGCCUGUGACGGACUCCGGACUAUCUGCAUAGCUUACCGGGAUUUCAAUGACGCAGAGCCCUCUUGGGACAAUGAGAAUGAGAUCCUCACUGAACUGACCUGUAUCGCUGUGGUGGGCAUUGAGGACCCUGUGCGCCCAGAGGUGCCAGAUGCUAUUGCCAAAUGCAAACAAGCUGGCAUUACUGUCAGAAUGGUGACAGGUGACAACAUCAACACAGCCCGGGCCAUUGCCACCAAAUGUGGCAUUCUGACACCUGGGGAUGACUUCCUGUGCUUAGAAGGCAAAGAAUUCAACCGGCUUAUCCGCAACGAGAAAGGCGAGGUAGAGCAAGAAAAGCUGGACAAGAUCUGGCCUAAGCUUCGGGUCCUGGCGCGAUCUUCUCCCACUGACAAGCACACCCUGGUGAAAGGCAUCAUUGACAGCACUGUUGGGGAACAGCGGCAGGUCGUGGCUGUCACUGGUGAUGGCACAAAUGACGGACCUGCUCUGAAGAAAGCAGAUGUUGGUUUUGCCAUGGGCAUCGCAGGCACAGAUGUAGCAAAGGAGGCUUCAGACAUCAUCCUAACAGAUGACAACUUCACCAGCAUUGUGAAGGCAGUGAUGUGGGGACGAAACGUCUAUGACAGCAUCUCCAAGUUCCUGCAGUUCCAACUCACUGUCAACGUGGUGGCCGUGAUUGUAGCCUUCACUGGAGCCUGUAUCACUCAGGAUUCCCCACUGAAAGCUGUGCAGAUGUUGUGGGUUAAUCUAAUCAUGGACACUUUUGCUUCAUUGGCCCUGGCCACAGAGCCCCCUACAGAAUCUCUGUUGAAGCGGCGCCCCUAUGGCCGAAAUAAGCCUCUGAUAUCACGCACUAUGAUGAAGAACAUCUUGGGCCAUGCAUUCUAUCAGCUCCUUGUCAUCUUUAUCCUUGUCUUUGCGGGUGAGAAAUUCUUUGAUAUUGAUAGUGGGAGGAAGGCACCUCUACAUUCACCACCCACCCAGCACUAUACCAUUGUUUUUAACACCUUCGUGCUGAUGCAGCUCUUCAAUGAAAUCAACUCCCGAAAGAUCCAUGGAGAGAAGAACGUCUUUUCAGGCAUCUACCGCAACAUUAUCUUCUGCUCUGUAGUCUUGGGCACAUUCAUCUGCCAGAUUUUCAUCGUGGAAUUUGGGGGUAAACCCUUCAGUUGUACAAGCCUCAGCCUGUCCCAGUGGUUGUGGUGUCUCUUCAUUGGGAUUGGAGAACUUCUGUGGGGCCAGUUCAUCUCCGCAAUACCUACCCGAUCCCUGAAGUUCCUGAAGGAGGCUGGGCAUGGCACCACCAAAGAGGAGAUCACCAAGGAUGCUGAGGGGCUGGAUGAGAUUGACCAUGCUGAGAUGGAGCUGCGCCGAGGCCAGAUCCUCUGGUUCCGGGGCCUGAACCGUAUCCAGACUCAGAUCAAAGUGGUCAAAGCGUUCCAUAGUUCCCUCCAUGAAACCAUUCAGAAACCCUACAACCAAAACUCCAUCCACAACUUCAUGACCCACCCUGAAUUCGCCAUAGAUGAGGAGUUGCCGCGAACACCACUCCUGGAUGAGGAAGAGGAGGAAAAUCCUGACAAGGCUUCUAAGUUUGGGACUGGGGUGCUCCUGUUGGAUGGUGAGGUCACUCCAUACGCCAAUACAAACAACAAUGCGGUGGAUUGCAACCAAGCGCAGCUCCCACAGUCGGACAGCUCUCUACAGAGCCUAGAGACAUCGGUUUGAAUUUUCUUUCUCUGACUCUCAUCCCUGUUUUCCCUAUUUCCAUUUUCGCCUGUCCCAUCUACGAGGUGAUGAUGGGACUUUUCAUCGUCAUGUCAACUGCUGUGUAAACAGCAGUGUGUGUGAACCCCCACCUGACCACGAAGAGCACAGACUUGCAAGGAUUUCAACUUAAGUUUGACUUGGGGUUUGUAGUGGGGCCCAGUCAAACCCCAGGCAGGUCAUGGUAGAAUUUACUCCUUGAUAGUCACUUGUCAUUUUUAAAGAAAUGAUGACAAUCCUCUUGGCAUCACCCCACCCCAC
This is a messenger RNA of Rhinopithecus roxellana (golden snub-nosed monkey), 5075 nucleotides long. RefSeq names its product ATPase plasma membrane Ca2+ transporting 4 (gene ATP2B4). Gene Ontology annotation, biological process: regulation of cytosolic calcium ion concentration; calcium ion transmembrane transport. Gene Ontology annotation, cellular component: intracellular membrane-bounded organelle; membrane. Bases 1158 to 4775 code for a protein of 1205 amino acids. The record is from RefSeq and is a predicted model, not a curated record. Lineage: Eukaryota; Metazoa; Chordata; Mammalia; Primates; Cercopithecidae. The transcript is spliced from 22 exons. Gene Ontology annotation, molecular function: ATP binding; P-type calcium transporter activity; PDZ domain binding.